Suillus fuscotomentosus is the source of this 2559-nucleotide messenger RNA. RefSeq lists its product as uncharacterized. The record is from RefSeq and is a predicted model, not a curated record. The coding region runs from base 1 to 2559 and encodes 852 amino acids. The transcript has 11 exons. NCBI's taxonomy places the organism in Eukaryota, Fungi, Basidiomycota, Agaricomycetes, Boletales, Suillaceae.
AUGGAGCAUCAUCACUUCGACAACAAUGUUGGUCAACAACCCGACACAGAUGUCAAUAGCAGGAGCGACUCCAACAAUGCACCUCCGCUUGGUGCAUACUUUGUAUGGCACUCUGUGAUUGAUGGAACUCCUUGUGAUAUGGACAGCAAUGACCUCAAUGGAUCACAACCUCUCCCUCAUGAGAAGCCAAAAUCACCAUGGCAUCCAUUUGCCAAUCGAGGUCACUUCUCCCUCGCUGAUUUCGUCUUUCGACACAACGAAAUGCUGGGGACUCAGUUUGAUGAGCUGAUGCACAUCUGGGCCGAGGUCAAUGGGAGUGAGGGCGGAAGUGGGAAGCCCCCUCCAUAUGCUAACAAAAAAGACCUUUAUGAUACCAUUGAUGUGAUAGAUCAGAGCGAUGUACCCUGGCAGAGCUUCACCAUUCAGCAUGGCGACGCAAACAGUCUCACUGGUGACCCAUCAGCACCUCAAUGGAAGCUUGCUGAAUAUGAUGUGUGGUUUCAGGACCCAUGUAUGUUGCUGUGCAACCAGUUGUCAAACCCUGACUUCAAGGAUGGUUUUGACCAUGCUCCACGCCAAGUGUAUGGUAACAACCAUGAGAGGGUCUUCGGUGAUUUCAUGUCCAGAAAUUGGGCGUGGAACCAAUGUAAUGAACUGUCAGAGGACCCCGAAUGUCAUGGCGCAAUGUUCAUUCCUGUCAUCUUGGGUAGCAACAAGACGACUGUGUCAGUUGCAACUGGCAACAGUGAAUACUAUCCGCUGUACAUUUCAAACGGAAAUGUACAUAACAAUAUUCGACACGCUCACGUUAAUGCUGUUAGCUUGGUAGGGUCACUGGAGGCAAUUCUCUCAUCACUUUGGCCCGCAAUGACUACACCAGAGGUGACAUUAUGUCCUGAUGGACAUUACCAUCGUGCAAUUUAUGGGCUCAGACCAUAUAUCGCUGAUUACCCUGAGCAAUGUUUACUUUCUUGUAUUGUUCAAGGCUGGUGUCUGAGGUGUACUGCCUCAAGAAAAGACUUGGAUGAGAAGAAUGCAGGUCACCUCCGAACACAUGAAUUCACUGAACUAUUGAGGGGUACAUAUGCAUGGAAAGUGUUAUGGGACAACUGGGGGAUCAUCGAUGAUAUUAUGCCAUUUACAGCCUCAUUUCCUCGGGCAAAUAUUCAUGAGUUGUUGUCACCCGAUCUGCUCCACCAGGUGAUUAAAGGUUCUUUCAAGGACCACCUUGUUACCUGGGUCGAAAAAUAUUUGGCGAAGACAUUCAGAACAUCUAAGGCUGCAGCAACAAUGGCUGAGAUAGAUCGAAGAGUUUCUGCUGCUCCGUUGUUCCCUGGUUUAAGAUGCUUCCCUGAAGGUCGACACUUCAAACAAUGGACAGGUAAUGAUUCAAAGGCCCUGAUGAAGGUAUUUCUUCCUGCGAUUACUGGCCUUGUUCCAGAUCAAAUGGUCCGAGCCAUUUCUGCUUUCAUGGACUUUUGCUAUCUUGCAUGUCGUUCUACCCUCAGCAAGGCUGACCUAGAUGCACUGGACGAUGCUUUGGCUCAGUUUCAUAAAGAGCACAACAUUUUCAUUGACUCCGGUGUUAUGCCAGACGGAAUAUCACUUCCACGCCAACAUGCCUUAAUGCAUUAUCGAACACUUAUAGAGCUUUAUGGUGCCCCAAAUGGCUUGUGCUCGUCGAUCAUGGAGUCGAAGCACAUCAAGGCCAUCAAGAAACCCUGGAGGCGCUCAAAUCGUCACCUACCUUUAGGUCAGAUGCUCUUGAUCAACCAGCGACUCAAUAAACUUGCUGCAUUCAAGUCUCACCUUGCUGCCCACGGAUUCCUAAACCCAGCCUCAUUGGAACCUGCUGACAUUGAUCCUGAGGAGGCUCAUUUUAGAGAUGACUCCAAUCUUGAGGAUGUUGAGCCAGAUACUGAACUCACUAGGUACUCAGCAAUGGAAUACCCUCAUCGGCUUCCCGAAAUUGCUGCAUUUAUCAAUUUCCUGAAUCUUCCUGAGCUAUGCAACCCAAAUGCUUCCAUUCAAGCAGCUGAUAUAGUAGAUGGGAGAGUAGAUGUCUUCAACUCAGCUGUUGCAACAUUCUGCGCUCCAAGUGACAUCUGUGGAGUUAAUGCAAUGCAGCGCCAGCAUAUUCACAGCUGCAGGUCUUGGUACAAUGGUCCUGCUCGCCACGACUGCAUAUUUGCCGAAAAAGACCCCUCUCUCCCUGGAUUUCAAGGCCUAUAUGUCGCUCAAGUCAUCCUCUUCUUUUCUAUCACUUAUCGUGGUCAGCUGUAUCCAUGUGCGUUGGUUCGUUGGUUUGCUCCUAUUGGCAAUGAGCCAUGUAAAUCCACUGGCAUGUGGAUGGUAGAACCUGAAUUGGAUGAUGACAGCGGUGAGUGGCUUGUGUCCAUCAUUCACUUGGACAGUAUCAUGCGUGCAGCACACCUGAUAGGUGUUUAUGGUUCACAAGACAUUCCCCAUCAUCUCAAACACACUGAUUCUUUGGUUGCUUUUUCAGCUUACUACGUUAAUAAAAUUUCAGAUUAUCACACUUAUGAAAUCGCUUAUUAA